Messenger RNA from Peronospora matthiolae, 567 nucleotides. Lineage: Eukaryota; Oomycota; Peronosporomycetes; Peronosporales; Peronosporaceae. The record is from the annotation of a GenBank genome assembly.
AUGCUCUGGGAGUGGCUAGUGAUGCCACAGGGGCUAAGUGACUCCCCCGCAACGUUCAACCGAUGUGUUACAAAUCUGUUGCGAUCGGUGCGCGACUUCGCACCGAGUUACUUCGACGAUGUCUUCGUUCAUAUCCGGGCUAUGGAUGGAAAGGCGGGCGUGGAGGCUCAUGCAAUCCACUUCCGGAAGGCUAUUACACUUAUGCGUGAGCAUAAGUUGUUCGCGAACCUCAAGAAGUGUAUAUUCGCAGCGAACGAAAUACCGCUUCUUGGCUGCAUCGUGGGUAAACACGGCGUACGCCCUGAUCCAGAAAAGAUCAAGUCGAUUAGUGACUGGCCUGUGCCAGCCGACGUCAAGGGACUUCGAAAGUUCCUUGGCUUGGCGGCGUGCUUGCACAAAUACUCGCGCAACUAUGCCGAGAUGACCGUACAUCUCUCUCGUCUGCUAAAGAAAAACGAGAGGUGGUCAUGGACGAGCCCGUUUCGAAAUGAGAAGAACACCUUCGUGGUCGAGAGCCAAGACCACCUUCAAGUGGUCCCGUUUCAACUAACCAGUCUAAUCGUCUAG